UACCGAAGAUUAUCGAGCACAUGUUGUGAAACGAUCUGUACUUGCCGGUAAAUGUCAAACACUAAAUUGUUCGUUUACUGGUGAAUUGCAUACAAUGAAAGAGUUCUGCGGGGGUGAAGCAUUAUGGAACACGUCAUUAACAUGGGGAAAUGACAGACUAUACCCAGGUUUCACAGAAUGUUUCCAGAACACGGUUCUGGUCUGGGUCCCGAGUGGAUGGUUGUUCUUGGCCUCUGUUGUGUACUUUCCCUACCUCUUGUAUCAACCCUCGAAGGUGUUGCUAAGGACGAAGAAGAAUCGCUUGAAACUGGUGAUAGCAGUGCUGCAAAUGAUAGUCCUCAUUGUGGAGUUAUCGCACCGGGCAUACGAGCUUAACAGAAAACAGGAGACCUACUGGCAGGCCAGUUUCGUGGGGCCUCUUAUUGAAGCCGUCACAAUGGUCCUAGUGGCGGUAUAUAUAGAGUUGGAACGGAGAAAGGGCAUCGUAACAUCAGGAGUUCUCUUUAUUUACUGGGUGAUUGCAAACAUUGGUUACGUCAUCCCAUUCUACCUACGCUUGAUUGAAAAGGAGUAUGAAACAUUUCUUCUGGGAUUUGUGAUGUCCAACAUUUACUUCCUCAUGAGUGUGGCCCAGCUUGUGUUGAGUUGCCUUGCAGAAGAGGUACCAGUCACUACAAGAAAGAAGCCAUGUCCAGAGUCAAGUGCCUCCUUCUUCUCAAGGUUGUUCUUUCAAUGGAUACAAAGCUUAGUGGUGACUGGUUACCGCCAACCACUUGCAGAGGACGACAUGUUUUCAUUAAAAGUGGAGGACCAGUCUAAAACACUGGUAGUUCCAUUUGAACAAAACUGGCUGAAAGAAGAAAUAAAACUGCAAAUAAGGAAAGGAAUAAAUAGAACACGUGACCAAACCUACUCCGUCCAGUUUGAACCAGUUGCUAGCGAAUCCUACAAUGAAUUCUCUGAAAGAACACCUCUGUUGAAAAACCAUUCCAAAGUGAACGCUCAGUCAGAAAGUUCUGAUGAAAAAAAGAACAAAGUGGGAGUCUCGUUGUACAAAGUGCUGUUUAAGACGUUUGGAUUUGAAUUGUUUAGGAGCAAUCUCCCGAAGUUUUUCUACGAUGUAUUACUGUUUGUCAACCCAUUCUUGUUGAGACAAUUGAUAGAUUUUACUGAGGAUACCACUCAACCCACGUGGAAGGGUUACGUAUACAGCGUGGGAUUCUUUGCAGUCAGUGUACUUCAGGGCUUGUUAAUGCACAACAUGUAUCACCAAUCCAUGACCUUGGGCAUAAAGUUAAGGUCCACUUUGAUAUCGGCCAUUUUCAAAAAGUCUCUGCGAUUGAGCAAUCAGGCUCGCACAGAAUCCACUUCUGGUGAAAUCAUGAACCUGAUGUCGGUUGAUGCCCAAAAUAUCAAGGAUCUGUGUGAAUAUAUGUGGUGCCUGUGGUCAGGACCUUUGCAGAUAAUUGUCUGUGUGAUUCUACUCUACUAUACUGUUGGCUUUGCCAUGUUUGCUGGGCUGGGUGUCAUGCUGCUGUUAACACCGGUCAAUCUGAUCACCACGUCCAAGGUACAGACGUACCAGAAAACCAUGAUGGAGUUCAAGGACUCAAGAAUCAAGCUGAUGACUGAGAUACUGAACGGGAUCAAGAUUUUAAAGUUGUACGCUUGGGAGAUGGCGUUCGGUGAGAAAAUAACCUUGAUACGAGGCAAGGAACUGGCCAUGAUGUAUAAGGAGCAAAUGAUGUACAGCAUAUCUACUCUGUCUUGGACCGUAGCACCAUUUACUGUCGGUCUAGCAACAUUUGCCACAUAUAUUUUUACCAAAGAAGACCAUCGGUUCGACCCGCAGUCCAUAUUCGUUGCCAUUGUUCUCUUCAACAUUCUUCGGUUUGCGAUGAACGUGGCCCCGGAACUAUUUAUGGAGCUUGUCAUGUGCUGGGUGUCUGUUGCUAGGAUACAGGCUUACCUGAAUAAAGCGGACAUUGACACUUCCAAUGUGACCCAUCUCUCGGAUAGUAAGAAUGCAGUAUCAAUCAUGGAUGGCACAUUUCUUUGGGAUAAGGAAAUAGGUCCAGCAUUAAAAAGGAUCAACCUACAGAUCCCUAAAGGGAGUCUGGUGGCCAUAGUGGGCAGUGUUGGGUCUGGGAAAUCAUCUCUUGUGUCUGCCAUGUUGGGAGAGAUGGAGAAAGUUGGGGGCACAGUUAAUGUUGACGGUUCUACAGCCUACGUGGCUCAACAAGCUUGGAUCCAAAAUGCAUCAGUGAAAAACAACAUCUUGUUUGGGAACGAUUUCCAAGAGUCCAGAUAUGACGAUGUGGUUGAGGCCUGCGCACUGAAGGCAGAUAUUGAUAUGUUGCCGGCAGGUGAUCUGACAGAAAUUGGCGAAAAGGGUAUAAACCUCAGCGGUGGACAGAAGCAACGAGUCAGUCUGGCAAGGGCCGUUUACUUUGACAGCGACAUAUACAUUUUAGACGACCCUCUCAGCGCUGUCGAUGCCCAUGUAGGAAAACACAUCUUUGAGCACGUUAUCGGAAAGAACGGUGUUCUCAAGGACAAGACCAGGGUACUGGUGACCCAUGGUAUCCACUGGCUGCCUCAUGUAGACACCAUCGUCGUGGUUACCAAUGGUGAGAUAUCGGAGACGGGAUCGUACGAGGCCUUACUGGGUCACGACGGAGCGUUCUCCAAGUUCCUGAAGACAUAUCUCAUCGAGCACCAGGAGGAAUUAGAAGCAGCAGAGGAAGAAGAUGCAGUUUUAAAGCAAGACAUUUUCCACAGACUGGUAUCCAUUCAGCCUGAUGUUGAUCAUUCCGAGGCAAACACUUUGACUGAAAAACUGAUACACUGGAGAAAAUCCCAUAGAGAAUCUGAUAAAAGUACAACAGAUGUUAGACGCCUUACUUCACAAGGAGACAAAAUGAUUCAAUAUUCAGCGCAGACGUCUCCGGUUCCAUCUGAAAAUAUUGACGCUGCAAGGCUUAUAGAAGAAGAGGAAGUUGAAAUUGGUCGUGUACAAUGGAAGGUCUACAUGCAGUACGCUAGGGCUCUGGGACUGAAGUAUGCCGUAUGUCUCGUGGUCCUGUAUGCCAUCUAUCAGUCCCUGUAUAUCUGGUCGGCUAUCUGGCUCACUUACUGGACUGCAGACCCACAGCUGCAGAACCUCACCCUGUACCCUGCCAAUAGUACAGCAAGGAGGGAACUCAACAAUUACUACCUCACGAUUUACGGAGAAUUCGGUAUCGCCCAAGCAAUUGCGGUGCUGAUAUAUUCCCUUGUGCAAGCAUUCUGUGUAAUAGAAGCAGCCAAAGUUCUGCACCAAAAGUUACUCGUGAAUGUUCUGCGAGGUCCGAUGUCCUUCUUCGACACUACACCUGUGGGCCGCAUUGUCAACCGGUUCUCGCAAGACAUUGAGGCUGUCGACAGUACGUUGCCAGAAAAGAUUGUGGAAGUGUUGUGGAGUUUCUACGCAGUAAUCAGCGUCUUUGUAGUCGUGGCCUACAGCACCCCGAUAUUCCUGACAGUGAUUCUACCCCUGGGAUUUCUUUAUUUCAUCAUGCAGCGUUUUUAUAUACCUACGUCACGACAGCUCAAACGGUUGGAGACAAAGACUCGGUCACCAAUCUACAACAAUUUCCGGGAAAGUUUGGCAGGUGUGAGCACUAUUCGCGCUUUCCGCGUCCAAGAACGAUUCAUGGACAUUUCUGACAGCAGGGUAGACUUGAAUCAAGAGUACACAUUUGCAAGUAAUACCGUGGAGAGAUGGCUCGGUAUACGCCUGGAUAUCAUGGGAGGAGUCGUGGUCUUGGCGGCAUCCUUGUUCUCGGUCCUGGAAAGAGGCAACAUAUCGAGCGCUAUCGUUGGACUUUCAGUAUCAUAUGCCCUGCAGAUCACUGAAAUCCUUGCCUGGUUUGUGAGGAUGGUGAGUGAAUUCGAGACCAACAUUGUAAGCGUGGAACGGAUAGGCCAAUACACGGCAAACAAAACAGAGGCACCCCUGCAUUCUGACGUUCAGCUGCCUGUUGAUUGGCCGUCUGAGGGCUCGAUUGAACUGCGAUCAUAUUGUACUCGGUAUAGAGAUGGUCUUCCAUUAGUCCUACAAAAUUUACAUGUGAAAUUCAAACCCGGUGAAAAGGUGGGAAUAGUGGGGCGGACAGGUGCGGGGAAAUCUUCGCUGACCCUCGCGCUGUUCCGACUGAUCGAGGCGGCAGAAGGAAGUAUUGUCAUUGACGGUGAAGACAUCAGUCGUCUGGGUCUCCAUGAUUUACGAUCCCGUCUGACAAUUCUGCCACAGGAGCCAGUCCUUUUCUCAGGAAGUCUUCGCAUGAAUUUGGAUCCCCUCGGGGCCCACAAUGAUGAUGAUUUGUGGGCAUCGCUGGAUCACGCGCACUUGAAGACUUUCAUUGAAGGACUUCCCGGUCAGCUCGAGUAUGAAGUUGGGGAAGGUGGUCAAAAUCUUAGUGUGGGUCAGCGUCAGCUGAUCUGUCUCGCCAGAAGCCUGCUCCGCAAGAUGAAGAUUCUCGUCCUCGACGAGGCGACCGCAGCCGUGGAUCUGGAGACAGACUCACUCAUUCAGGACACGAUCAGCUCAGAAUUCGGGGAUUGUACCGUGCUCACCAUCGCUCACCGGCUCAACACCGUCAUGGAGUACGAUAAAAUCCUCGUUCUCAGUGAUGGACGAAUCCUAGAAUACGACCGGCCUCAGACCUUGUUGGCUGAUAGCAACUCUGCUUUUUAUGCCAUGGCCAAGGAUGCAGGGCUCGUGUCUUGUGAAUAAAGUUGGCAGAUUUGGAAUGAUUUCGUGACUUCAAACAGAGAUGGACUCCGCUGCUUCUGGUCCCUUGUUGCAACAAAGACUGUACUCGAGUCCUGAGAAAAGGUUACGAGCUGACAGGGGCAUUUGAUUGUCAGAGCAAUCAGGAGCGUCCCUGAAAUGAUAUGGGACUAAGCUUUAAACAUUGUGGCAUUGUGAAAAGAAAACGUGGGAGACAUAAAAUUUGUGUUUUAAUGUAUACAAUGUUCAACUGAAUAAAAAUAACAAGAGC
Dreissena polymorpha is the source of this 5045-nucleotide messenger RNA. Its product is annotated as multidrug resistance-associated protein 1-like. Gene Ontology annotation, cellular component: membrane. Lineage: Eukaryota; Metazoa; Mollusca; Bivalvia; Myida; Dreissenidae. Gene Ontology annotation, molecular function: ATP binding; ATP hydrolysis activity; ABC-type transporter activity. The transcript is spliced from 33 exons. Gene Ontology annotation, biological process: transmembrane transport. The record is from RefSeq and is a predicted model, not a curated record. The coding region runs from base 95 to 4777 and encodes 1560 amino acids.